This is a messenger RNA of Symbiodinium necroappetens, 1185 nucleotides long. NCBI's taxonomy places the organism in Eukaryota, Dinophyceae, Suessiales, Symbiodiniaceae. The record is from the annotation of a GenBank genome assembly.
GCCUCCCUCUGUUCCAUGGAGAGGACAGAGAUGGGAGGCGAGGACUCCGUGAAGAAGCCGCCUACGGUGGAGCAAUUGCCGCCGGGGCCGUCCACUCCUUCGAUCUCACAGCCCAAGACGACCCCUGGCUCAGAUCCGGGGCCUUCGCAGGACAAGGCCCAACUCGAUACCUUGCUUGGUAUCCUAGCGGCUUCUUCUUCGACGUUGCCACCAGCGGCUCAGCAGAUGAUUGCAACCAUACAGGAGAGCAGUGUCAACAGUGCGACGAAAGCCAAACACAAGGCCGUGGCGGAGCAAGCACGUGCUCAACAGGCUCUGGCGAAGACCCAGACCCAGCACACUGCUUACCUCCAGGCCUGGCAACAGUACAUCACCCAGCUGGCAAGUUUGCUAGAGGGGCAGAUUCAGGAGCAGGCGGCUAUUUUGGAGGAGUUCGACCAGGCGGAGCUAGCAUGGACACAGACCGAGCAUGCCGCGACACAACAGCUGGCCAAGUUGACCAGCGAUGUGCGAGAGUCCGAGAGUGCAGAAAAGGAAGCCGAGGAAGCGGACCAAGUAGUGGACAUGGCCAUCGAGCAGGAGCAGAAGCUCAAGGCCGCCUCGGAGGAAAGCCAGCACGCGGCAAAGCGCAUGCUACAUGCCCUCACGGACAUGAGGAACACUGCCGCGGAACAGCUCCAAAAGGUUAUGCAUGGGCCGAAUGAUCUCCCCGAAAGGGUUGAGUCUUCUAUCGAAUAUGAUCCGACAUAUGUGGGGAUCCUAGAGAAGGUCAUGUUGACCAUCCUGUCCAUACCUGCUACGAUCGAGAGCUACGGCAAGCUAAGGCCUGUGACUCUUCAGAAGCCCUCGCCUCUGCUUUCCAUGUGUGGAGCUCUACCUGAGUGCCAGGUCUCCGGCAGGGGUGCCGAGAUUUUUGGCCAAGCGAGUGAGAGUGCUAUGUACAAAUACCAAGCCGACUCCGUCGGUACCGUGCACUUUGAUACGGUCACACCACAGCCGAGCUUCUUCAACAGCUGGGUUAAGCCCUCUACCAUUGCCUACAUGAGGGUGCCCAGCCUACCUGUGGCCUGGCAGAGCACUGAGGACGAGGCAGGAGUCCUUGAGCAGGCUGAGCUCUUGCCGAGUGGUGUGCUCGCUGCGCCAGGAGCUCAUUUGCCAAUCGCCGACCUCGGUAUGUUUCAGCUU